Molecule: messenger RNA, 1752 nt
Organism: Danaus chrysippus (African queen)
Lineage: Eukaryota; Metazoa; Arthropoda; Insecta; Lepidoptera; Nymphalidae
Source: the annotation of a GenBank genome assembly
AUGGAAGAGAAGAAAAAGAAAGGAUCCUGGGAGCCACAGAGCUUACGAACUGCUAUUGAUAAGGUUAUGUCAAAAGAACUGAGUGUAAGACAAGCUGCAAUGCAAUACAAUAUUCCUAAAAGCACUAUUCAUGAUAAAAUAAAGGCCCUAAAUCGAGGAGAAGAAGUAACAAUGAAACCAAAGUUAGGUAAGUUCACUAGCACCUUCUCAGCAGAGUAUGAACAAGUCUUGGUGGACCACAUAAAAGAUUUAUCGAAUAGAUGCAUGCCGCUCAUGAAAAAGGAGUUUCUAAAAUUAGCAUACGACUUAGCUGAAGUCAUGAAGAUUCCUCAUCGAUUUAAUAAAGAAAAAGGCAGUGCUGAUAUGACCAAUAUACCACUAGAACAAACAGAAACUUCAUCGAACCCACUAAACAACGAACAAGCUGUCGUGAUAUCAAACUCAAUCAUAGAAGAGCAAAUAAAAGAAUCCGAACAAUCUAUUAGUGAGCCUAUAACCACAAGUCCCAAACCGUCGACAAGUUCUGCUCCCGAUCUUGUUCAGAUAAUCCAUAACUUAUCACCGUUGCCUGACGCAGCAAAAAAACGAACAGCAGCUCGAAAAAGAAAGAGUGAACGAAGUGAAAUUUUAACUUCAUCGCCAUACAAAAAAGUGGUAGAAGAAAAAGAAAAUGAAAAGAACAUGAAAGAUAAAAAGAAGGAAAUAAAAUCUAAGUUUGAAGUAGCAAUGAGAGGUAAAGGAAAGCAAACCAAAGGAAUUAAAACCAAAGGAAAGAGCGUAGACAAGGGAAAAGAAGCGACAAACGUGAAACCUAAAGGAAAGAAAGGAAGUGAAGUAGAACCAUUAACUGAAACAUCUAACACAAACAUAACAAUUUGCGUAGUUUGCUUAGAAGACACUGACGAAGACUGGAUCCAGUGCUCAUCCUGUCGUGGAUGGAUACAUGAAGCAUGUGCAGACAUUCCAGAGUGUGGAGAUGACUAUAUAUGUGAUCGAUGCAGAUACUGCAAAUCUCCCGGUCAUAACCUGGAACAAUGCCGCAAACGUAUAUUUAAUAACCAACGAUUCAGAAAUCCCCAUCAAACCCAAAAUAUAAAAAUUCCCAUUCAAACUAUGCCCAAUAUGAAUUUUAUAACUGAAGAAAUUAAUGACGAAAUACCUAAUGAAGAUCUUAAUGAUGAAAAAGGUUACGAUACUGUUGAUAUUUUACCCAAAAAACGAGUAAGAGUCUCGUCCCUGUGCCGAACGGGACUGCACAAGCCAAAAAUCGGCACCCCAAAAUCUAAACCUAUUCCGCUACAUGGCAAUCAGAAUACUAUCUCGCCGGCAUCGUUACAUCAUUCGCCAGUAUCCACUGUACCCGUGCAGCAACAGCAAAAUGUUGAUCUGCCAAAAUCCUCUCCUGGACAACCAGAAAUUCCGCCGCUUCCAGCAGCGAUGAUCCCUGCGGGUGGUAUUCCCAAUGAAAAUCUACUUGGACAUGGACCCCCCGAAAUUUUACAUCCAGAAGCUCGACAGAGGAUAGAAGGUUUCGAGUUCCCUGAGGGUGAUUCAGGUGCCGCUCGACUCAGAGUAUGUCCUGAGUUAAUGGCACGUAUUAAUACCGUCCUCUUUGAAAUGAAAAAUCGGUAUAAGAUGCGCGGCAUAGGAGGUCAUCCCCUGGUCAGCGAAAUUAUAUCAUUCCGAAGAAUAUUCCCAGAUAUAUACAGUACGUGCGUGUUCCAGAGCAAGUUCCUGAUGGCGUACGUCUAA